CGCGUUUUCAAGAUGGUAGCGACGCGUUAUUAGUCGCUCCUUCACCGGGAUCGUAACCACACCAAUACCUGCCACUCCCCUUUAAAGUCAAGGCAGAACAUGAUAUUCUGUUCACCGACCAGUACUGCCCACCGUGUGCGAUUACGCGCGAUAAGAAGGAGAAUUCUUGAUCAGGACGAGAAAUCACUAACAUGAUCGGGUUUGCAACGCCCGGCAGGCGUAAACGAUACCAUAGUGCUCAGCUUGAGUUUACACUCCGUAAAGUGUUUGGAAAGCCUUCAUUUAGACCCCUUCAGCGGGAAGUCAUUACCGCGACAUUGGAGGGAGAAGAUGUCUUCCUUCAAGCUGCAACAUCAUUCGGGAAAAGCUUAUGCUACCAGCUUCCAGCGGUGGUUGAUUAUGGCCUCACCAUCGUGAUAUCUCCUCUCCUUGCACUCAUGAACAAUCAAGUCGCCGCAAUGCGCAAAGCCAAUAUUCGCGUCGAAACUAUCAACAGCACAACCACUCCUACCGACAAAUCCCGCAUCAUCGAAGACCUCCAAUGCGGCCACCCUCUUACCCGACUCCUCUACAUCACGCCCGAAUACUGCGAACUGGACUCCUUCCGUCGCAUCCUCCGCAUCAUCCACAGCCAAGGCGAGCUCGCCCGCAUCGCCAUUGACGAAGCCCACUGCAUCAGCGAAUGGGGUCACGACUUCCGCCCAGCGUUCAAAUCCCUCUCCUUCUUCAAAACGGAGUUCCCAAACGUCCCCAUGAUCUGCCUCACCGCGACCGCAACCUCUCGCGUCAGAGACGACAUCACUCGGACCCUGAAUCUAGACACUUCGAAGCUGAAAAUGUUCCGCAUGACCACCAGCCGGCCCAACCUGCAUUACGAAGUCCGCUUCAAAUCCGACGAAGAAGACCACUAUCCCAACUUCCUCUCCUGGCUCAAAGCCGUGCAUUCAAGGCGUGCAUCCAACCCAGCCCGCGCUACCCAACUCGCCUCGCAGAAUGCCCGCACCGAUAACGUCCCAGGUAUCAUUUACACGCUCUUCCGCAAAGACUGCGAGAGCCUAGCCGCAAGACUCCGUGCAGACGGCAUAGGAGCGAAACCGUACCAUGCGGGAUUGCCGCAUAGUGAGCGCGCAGACGCGCUGGCGGGAUGGGUUGCCAAUAAACCAGGUUACGAUGUCAUAGUCGCUACGACGGCGUUUGGCAUGGGCAUCGACAAGGAAAACGUGCGAUUUGUAGUACACUGGCAGAUUCCGAAAUCAUUCGAGGGCUUCUACCAAGAAGCCGGACGCGCUGGCCGGGACGGAAAAGCCAGCAUGUGCAUCUUGUACUACGGGAGGGAAGAUCGGGAUCGGGCUGCUCAGAUGAUGAGUCUGGACCAGCAGCGGGUGCCAAAGAAAGGGGGGAAUGUGGAGAGUCAGCAGCAGCAGAUGGUGAAUCGGGCGAAGAGUUUGCAGGCGCUGAUUGACUACUGUGAGGGCACGGAUAGGUGUCGACAUAAGGCGAUUGCGCAGUAUUUUGCGGAUGAGGGAGAGGUGGAGUGCGAUUUUGCCUGUGAUUGGUGUAAAGAUAAGGAGGGGUUGGUUAGGAGGAAGGAGAGGGGGUUGUUGAGUGAGGAGAUUUAUUCAACGCAGAGGGAAAUGGGGAGGUAUAGCGUCGAUGAGUAUGAGUGAGGGUGCGAUGAAGGCAGGGGGAUUGUCUGUCUUUUGCAAGGCGUUACGAAACCAAGAUGUAUGAAGGGAUUUCAUGAAGGGCAUAUGACAUAAACGGUCGUCAAUGAAUAUAUGGUUCCUCUUCCGUCGAGGUUAUAUGGGCUAGACAGGCAU
This is a messenger RNA of Westerdykella ornata, 1820 nucleotides long. RefSeq names its product ATP-dependent DNA helicase. The coding region runs from base 192 to 1667 and encodes 491 amino acids. The transcript is spliced from 4 exons. Gene Ontology annotation, molecular function: nucleic acid binding; 3'-5' DNA helicase activity; four-way junction helicase activity. The record is from RefSeq and is a predicted model, not a curated record. Lineage: Eukaryota; Fungi; Ascomycota; Dothideomycetes; Pleosporales; Sporormiaceae. Gene Ontology annotation, biological process: double-strand break repair via homologous recombination. Gene Ontology annotation, cellular component: nucleus; RecQ family helicase-topoisomerase III complex; chromosome.